Molecule: messenger RNA, 1786 nt
Organism: Nannospalax galili (Upper Galilee mountains blind mole rat)
Lineage: Eukaryota; Metazoa; Chordata; Mammalia; Rodentia; Spalacidae
Gene: Pcyox1l
Product: prenylcysteine oxidase 1 like
Exons: 6
Coding region: 60-1544 (494 amino acids)
Biological process (GO): prenylcysteine catabolic process; prenylated protein catabolic process
Molecular function (GO): prenylcysteine oxidase activity
Source: RefSeq, a predicted model, not a curated record
AACCGAGCGCCAACCGGCUAGCUUCUGAGCCGCCGCGUGCUGCCUGGCUGCCGCCCGUCAUGGCCCGCGCUGCCUGGCUCUUCGUCGUGCUGGCCACGCUUCUCGCCGCUGCAGCUGCAGGGGGAGAUGCCCCGCCCAGCAAAAUCGCCGUUAUUGGGGCCGGAAUCGGGGGCUCUGCUGUGGCCCAUUUCCUCCAGCAGCACUUUGGACCCCGAGUGCAGAUUGUCGUAUAUGAGAAGGGAACUGUGGGUGGCCGCCUGGCCACCAUCUCCGUCAACAAGCAGCACUACGAGAGUGGAGCAGCCUCCUUCCACUCUCUGAGCCUCCACAUGCAGGACUUCGUCAAGCUCCUGGGGCUGAGACAGCGGCGUGAGGUGGUGGGCAGGAGUGCCAUCUUCGGCGGGGAGCAUUUCAUGCUGGAGGAAACCGACUGGUACCUGCUGAACCUCUUCCGCCUCUGGUGGCACUACGGCAUCAGCUUCCUGAGGCUGCAGAUGUGGGUGGAGGAGGUCAUGGAGAAGUUCAUGAGGAUCUACAAGUAUCAGGCCCAUGGCUAUGCCUUCUCAGGCGUGGAAGAACUGCUCUACUCGCUGGGGGAGGUCGCCUUUGUCAACAUGACCCAGCGCUCAGUGGCUGAGUCCCUGCUCCAGGUGGGCGUCACACAGCGCUUUAUUGAUGAUGUCGUCUCUGCUGUCCUUCGGUCUAGCUAUGGCCAGUCAGCAGCAAUGCCUGCCUUUGCUGGAGCCAUGUCACUAGCUGGAGCCCAGGGCAACCUGUGGUCUGUGGAAGGGGGCAACAAGCUGGUGUGUUCUGGUUUGCUGAAGCUCACCAAGGCCAAUGUGAUCCAUGCCACGGUGACCUCUGUGACCCUGCACAAUACAGAAGGGAAAGCCCUGUACCAGGUGGGGUAUGAGAGUGAGAAGGGCAACGGCUCCGACUUCUAUGACAUUGUGGUCAUCGCGACGCCCCUGCACCUAGACGACAGCAGCAGUAACCUUACCUUCCAGGGCUUCACCCCACCCAUUGAUGAUGUCCAGGGCUCUUUCCAGCCCACUGUGGUCUCCCUGGUCCAUGGCUACCUCAAUUCUUCCUACUUUGGUUUCCCCGACCCUAAGCUUUUCCCCUUCACCAACAUCCUCACCACAGAUUUCCCCAGCUUCUUCUGCACUCUGGACAGUAUCUGUCCUGUCAACAUCUCAGCCAGCUUCCGGCGGAAGCAGCCCCAGGAGGCAGCCGUGUGGCGAGUACAGUCUCCCAAGCCUCUCUUCCGGACAGAGCUAAAGACCCUCUUCCGUUCCUAUUACUCAGUCCAGACAGCCGAGUGGCAGGCUCACCCCCUCUACGGCUCCCGCCCCGGCCUCCCGAGGUUUGCCCUCCAUAACCAGCUCUUCUACCUCAAUGCCCUGGAGUGGGCCGCCAGCUCCGUGGAGGUAAUGGCUGUAGCUGCCAAGAAUGUGGCCUUGUUGGCUUAUAACCGCUGGUACCAGGACCUGGAUAAGAUUGACCAAAAGGACUUAAUGCAUAAAGUCAAGACUGAACUGUGAGGCCUCCAAGGAAAGCCCAGAAACUGUCCCACACUGAAGAUGGAGCUCAGACCACAGCAGCACAGGGUUGACUAGGCGGCAAUCACUGGCCAAGCCGCCCUCUGAACCGCCUGUAUGAACAGAUUUCCCCCAGCUUGGGUCCAGGUGACCAUCAUCUACCUGCCUGUUGAAGGGUCCUCUUAGAGGUUGUUUCUUUUGUUUGUCUUUUAAGGGAGGGAUUACAAAAUAGAAAGGAAAUUCAA